AUGCAACCUGAUUGCAACGACAAUGGAGCUGAGUUCCUUGAAGCAUCCAUUGAUACCACACUAUCGGAUUUCCUUCAAAACUCGUCGCAUGAAGAUCUUGACCAAUUCUUUCCACAUGGUCUAGUACAUUUCAACUCCAACUACGGAGAUGAUGAUCUUCAAAGCGAUCAAGUGACUCCACUGGAGGUUCAGAUCAACCAUUUUGAAUGUGGAGGAGUAGCGGUGGCAGUGUCGUUGUCACACAAGAUUGCAGACGGAAGCAGUUUGGUUCAUUUUAUAAACGAUUGGGCUAAUAUGACACGACGGAAAGAUCAUGAGUUCUCCAUUGAUGACCCCUUCUUUUUUCCUUUCCAAUACAUGAAUCUAAAUCCAAGUAGGUAUAUCAUAUCGAGACCUGAUGAUUGUCUCAUCACAACAAGGUUCAUGUUCCCCGGUUCAAAGAUAAACGAGCUUAAACUGAAAGUGAAAGCCAUGACAGCAGAAUCUGGUCAACCGAUCACAAACCCUACUCGUGUUGAAGUCUUGACCUGGCUGCUUUACAAGUGUGCAAUGGCAGCGGCUACUAAAAAUAAUUCAGGAUCUUUCAAACCCACUGGUGCUGUCCAAAUAGCAAACCUUAGAGGCUUAAUGAUGGAGCAGCUUCCGGAAAAGAGCAUUGGAAAUUUGAUAAUGCCCAUGGAGAUUCUAAUAAACAAGGAAAGUGAAAUGAACCCCGAGUCAUUCAUUAGUGGGUUCAAGAAGCAAAAAAUGCAAUUCAAAUCCCUAAGAAAUAUUGAAACUGUCUUUGGUGUUCUACACAGUGAUUUAGAAGAACAGCUAAGAAAAGUUGAUGACGUUUAUAUCUUUACAAGCCUGUGUGGAUAUCAUGCAUAUGAGAUUGAUUUUGGGUGGGGAGAGCCUAUAAAAGUAGCCCUUGCCGGAGUUGCGAGGAAAAAUACCUUUAUUCUUACAGAUGCCCCGAACAAGGAUGGUAUUGAAGUACUCAUGUGUUUGGGAGAGCAUGACCUUGCCAUUGUUCAAAGUGACCCCGAACUUCUUGCCUUUGGCUAUUUUUAG
This is a messenger RNA of Lactuca saligna, 1056 nucleotides long. Lineage: Eukaryota; Viridiplantae; Streptophyta; Magnoliopsida; Asterales; Asteraceae. The record is from the annotation of a GenBank genome assembly.